UACUUAAAUAAAUCUUAACAUCUAUAAUAAACUUCCUCAUAAUUAUAUUCAUUAUCGUUAUUUGUAUUCAUCGCGUUUGGUGUAAACCCAUUUAAAAUGUACGUAUGUAUGGCUUUGUUGCCUUCUAUCUAUUUUUAAUAUUACCUUAAGUUAAUGAUAAAAUAACCUUUGCAAAUGAAAUUUAAUUUACAAGAAUGGCUUUAUAUGUUCAUGUGUUAAGUUUUUGGUUAGUAGUUGAAGUGUUAAUUAUAUUAAUUUUAGUGAGAAGUUGUAAAAAUGAUAAAAUGGAAGGAUUUUCUGAGCCACAAAUGGAAGGUUAUGUAAAUUCUUUUAAUUAUCCUAUAGAGGUUUACAAUGUAGAAACAAGCGAUGGAUACAUUUUAAAACUAUUUCGUAUUCCACAUGGAAAAUACAAUAAAUCAGAGUCUAAAGGACCGCCAAUUAUUUUAAUGCAUGCAUUUAUGGCUUCUUCGGAAUCAUAUGUUAUGCUUGGAGAAAAUCAAUCAUUGGCAUUUUUGGCAGCUGAAGCUGGUUACGAUGUUUGGAUGCCAAACGCUAGAGGCAAUACUCAUUCAAGAAAACAUAAAACGUUGAAUCCCGAUAAGGAUUUUAGCUUUUGGAAUUUUAGUUACAUAGGACAUUCACAAGGUGGCACCGUUUUAUUCGUAAUGACAAGUGAAAAACCUGAAUACAAAGAAAAAAUUAAUGUGGUCAUAGGUUUGGCCCCUGCAGUGUACCUAAAUAAUUUCGACCAUCCAUAUCUAAUGGAUUUCGUAGAUAAUUUUGAAGCUAUAUACGAGGGACAUUCUAUGGUAAAAUCUGGGGAAAGAAUAUUUUACUCGAAUUACAGCGAUAUAAGAUAUUUACUAUUUGCUUUUAAAGGUUUAUUACCAUCCCUAAUAAUUAAAUAUUGGACUCUCUUUACGGGCGAAUCUGAAGUUUCUAAUUGGGUAGUUAUUAAGCAUUAUAGUUAA
Messenger RNA from Brassicogethes aeneus, 974 nucleotides. Lineage: Eukaryota; Metazoa; Arthropoda; Insecta; Coleoptera; Nitidulidae. The record is from the annotation of a GenBank genome assembly.